GGGAAUUCGACGGCCGUCGCCGCUUCUUCUCGAGAUGAAGAACCCGACCGGCAGUGUCCCAUCUGCCUGGGGGAGAUCCAGAAGAUGAAAACGUUGGAGAAAUGCCGACAUUCCUUCUGCGAGGACUGCAUCACCCGGGCGCUGCAGGUGAAGACGGCGUGUCCCAUGUGCGGUCGUUUCUACGGGCAACUGGUGGGCAACCAGCCCCCCAACGGCCGCAUGCUGGUCACCCGCGACGCCGGUCUCCUCCUGCCCGGCUACGAAAAGUUCGGCACCAUCAUCAUCCAGUACGUCUUCCCGCCCGGCGUCCAAGGG
Messenger RNA from Charadrius vociferus (killdeer), 315 nucleotides. It is a transcript of the gene DTX3, whose product is annotated as deltex 3, E3 ubiquitin ligase. Gene Ontology annotation, biological process: protein ubiquitination; Notch signaling pathway. The annotation marks the transcript as partial. NCBI's taxonomy places the organism in Eukaryota, Metazoa, Chordata, Aves, Charadriiformes, Charadriidae. The transcript has a single exon. The record is from RefSeq and is a predicted model, not a curated record.